CUCUCAUGUUCACGGCAGACCCACCGGCAUCAGCCACCGGUGUCGGCGUCGGGUACGGCAUAGCCAUUGCCGUCAGCAUCCUCUUCCUCAUCUCAGCCAUCAUGCUCGCUUCCUACGCCUGCGUCAAAGUCAAAGGAGCCUCCGCCACCACCAGACCCCACGAAGACCGCAGCGUCGCUUAUAAUAACGUCUACGGACACCGCAGCCGCAGCGAGGCCGUAAACUCAAAUGACCCCGUCGUUGUCGUAAUGGGCCUCGACGGGCCCACCAUAGACUCUUACCCGAAGCUGGUGCUCGGCGAAAGCCGGCGCCUCCCCCAGCGCAACUACACCGUUUGCUCCAUCUGCUUGUCCGAGUACAAGCCCAGGGAUCAAGUGAGGUGCAUCCCGGAUUGCCACCAUUGCUUUCACGCUGAGUGUGUUGACGAGUGGCUUCGUAUGAGCGCCACGUGUCCCAUCUGUAGAAAUUCUCCGGCUCCCUCGGUGGGUCCUAGUCCUCUGUCCGAUUUGGUGCCGCUGGCAUUCCAUUCCAGGUGAUAUUAUGAUUUUCUUAAUUAAAAUUUUGGCUCUUUUUUUUUAAUAUAAUAAACAAAACAAAACAAAAAUUAUUGCUACACUAAUUUUUUAUUUUAUCUUUUAGUCUGGGGUUAGUUACAAAGUUAUUAUCUCCUCGAGCGAUGGAGCACAUGAGUAUAUUUAAAUUCAUAUUGGAGGUGAGACUUUGAGAGCCGACAUUAAAUAGAAAGUGGUGAGAUU
Molecule: messenger RNA, 755 nt
Organism: Prunus dulcis (almond)
Lineage: Eukaryota; Viridiplantae; Streptophyta; Magnoliopsida; Rosales; Rosaceae
Product: putative RING-H2 finger protein ATL69
Exons: 1
Coding region: 6-536 (176 amino acids)
Biological process (GO): protein ubiquitination
Molecular function (GO): transferase activity
Source: RefSeq, a predicted model, not a curated record